Molecule: messenger RNA, 3069 nt
Organism: Calidris pugnax (ruff)
Lineage: Eukaryota; Metazoa; Chordata; Aves; Charadriiformes; Scolopacidae
Gene: SPRING1
Product: chromosome unknown open reading frame, human C12orf49
Exons: 6
Coding region: 195-812 (205 amino acids)
Biological process (GO): positive regulation of SREBP signaling pathway
Source: RefSeq, a predicted model, not a curated record
CGGCGGAAACGGGUGGGCCGCGCUCCCUGCGGCCCGGGGGUAGCGCCUGGGGCGGCCGCGCUGAGGUUCUCCCGCCGGAGCCGGUGAUGCCGGUCCCGGAUCAGCGCUGCUCCCGCCGUUCCUCUCCCUCCUUGCGGCGGGCGAGCGCGGCGGCGGCGGGGGGCUGAGGGCCCGGGUGGCGGUGCCGGGCCGCCAUGGUGCCCUGGGGAGCGGUGCUGUGGCGGCGGCUGCUGAGGAAGCGCUGGGUCCUCGGCGUCGUCUUCGGGCUUUCCCUCGUCUACUUCCUCACCAGCACCUUCAAGCAGGAAGAGCGGACGGUGAGAGAUCGGAAUCUCCUCCAAGUGCAAGAGCACGAGCAGCCCAUCCUGUGGAAGGUGAAGUUCAGUUCGGGAAACAGCAGUCAGCCGAGUAACCAGUGCAGGAAUUCUGUGCAGGGGAAGCUCCUCAUUACAGAUGAACUGGGCUACAUCUGUGAAAGGAAGGACCUACUGGUGAAUGGCUGUUGUAAUGUCAACGUGCCCAGCACAAAGCUGUACAGCUGUGAGAGCUGCCUUCCCAACGGCUGCUGCAGCGUGUACGAGUACUGUGUUUCCUGUUGCCUGCAGCCCAGCAAGCAACAUCUUCUGGAACGUUUCUUGAAUCGGGCAGCUAUUGCUUUCCAAAACCUCUUCAUGGCAGUGGAAGAUCGCUUUGAAUUGUGUCUGGCGAAAUGCAGGACUUCAUCACAGAGCGUGCAGCAUGAAAACACCUACAGAGAUCCAAUUGCAAAAUACUGCUAUGGUGAAUAUCCCCCUGAGCUUCUGCCUGUUUGAAAGCUGCAUGAUCUAAGCAACAAAGGGAAGGAACUGGAGACUGGAAUCCAAAAGAGCAAGACAAUGGCUGUUUUUUUACAAGACUCUCAGUGUAAAUGACUUGCGUUGUUUCUGGGGACAAACCCAGAGGCGUAUGGACCUAAAUUCUCUGGGAUUGAAUCUGGCUCUCUUUGGUUUGUUACACACCUGCAUUGAAGUACUAGAGCACUAGUGUGCUCUUUGAAUACUUCCUUUAAUUUUUAGGAUGGGUGGAGUCGAUAUAGGCUAUAAAAGAUCAUGGGGAAAAUAUCUAAUGUAGCUUUGCGGCCGUAUAUGGGAGUUCAGUUGUGUCUCUGGACUGCAGAGACUUUCCAGAGUGACAGUAAUAAUUGGAGGAUUUUUUGCUUUUAGGGAGUAAAGCAUGCCUGUUGUGCUUCUCUCUCUGGAGCGCUUCUUGAUGUGCAUGGUGUAUGCUACAUAUGUAAUUAUGAAUUAUUUAUUCAUUUUAUAUGGAUUACUAGCUGAAACUAUUGAUGCCUUGCAUAGCUAGUUGUUGAUGCCUUUCGGUCCCUGUUCUGUUACAUCAGGUAGAAAGGAUAUUUUAGAUCCUGACUGAAAUUGGUUGAUUGUUCUCCUCCUUAGUCUAAAGGAAUUGCAUUGGAAUUUGUCACUGUAGUGCUUAUGUUCCUUGUAGUGAGUUUAAAGCAUUCAGAACUCCAAUGGAGUUGUUAUUCUGUCCAAGCCCCAUAGCACAAGAAAAGAACAGGGAUCUGCCUGGGAUGGGAUGUUUAUUGUCUGUAAACACUUUCCUUGUCAACUCUGCAGCAGUUUCCUCAAAGAGGAGUCUUAGUCUUGUGAACACCUCUCUUCCUGACAGGGAGCACUGAAGAUUUGUUUGCUUGUACUUGUUCAGGCCUUGGCAAUUCAAAUUGUACUUCACUCCUGGUUGUGCAGGAGGCAGAAGGGUGGAGUUGUUCUAGGAUUUCAGUUUAAUGAUGUCCUUGUGCAUGAAGUAAUUGGAAUGUCAGAACAUGGCUCAAGCCCUCCUCUGAGGACAAAUGUGUUGCAUGAGUUCAGUUGAACAGUGAUGAUGUUUUUGAUUUGCUGUUUGACAUACUGGCUACUCUGGGAUUUCAGUCUGAUCAGAACGGCACUACAACAGGGUUGGUUCUCCCACAAUUUCUCCUAGCUCUGUGAAGCUCCAGUUUAAACUUCCUCUCUCUUAGGGUCACUCAACACAGAAAAGAUGGGUAGAAAACCUGUAAAAUGUUGACUAAACUUGUGCUCCCUCUGCAAGUCAGUGGGCGAAGUCCAAGUGCUAGACAAAAUCAGGUUGUUCUUUUCUAUGUACAGAGCCUCAUUUCUCUUGUUUUUUACCCCAUUCAUCUCCUUCAUGAUUUUGACUUUGCGGAUGCUUGUUUAAACUGAUACUUCCUAUUCCCUGACUCAAAUAAAACAAUCUACAGAGGCUUUAAAAAAAAAAAACAAAAAACCAACAAGCACAGUGGUGGAGUAUCUUGGUGCAAAAGGUCUGUAGAAUGCUAUUGCAAUUACGUAUGAUAUUAAAAAAGUAGUGUUACCAGCCAUCUGAUAAAAUCCACUUGCGUUGUUUUCAUUGUUCUUUCCCAAAAGUCAUCGAGUGAGAUAAUGGUUCCACCAGCAGAUUCUCUCGAAAAUCUUGUUUUUUCCAAAAGCUUAAAAGCUUUAGUGUUAGCAGUUUAUCCAGCUGAAAAUCUGUCUCCCCUUUGCUGCCAUCCUACGGCAGCUCGCUGCAGCAGACAUGAUACAGUGUGAAGAUGCAGUGUGAAAUGCUGUCUUCAGAGGGUAGCAGAGGUUACUUCUCUUUUCAGUGUUAAAGAGAUUCUUCACCCCUGUUCCAGCACUUCAUAACUGUUUUCCUCAGGGAAGGCCAUCAGGUUGGUCUAUUGUAUCAUUCCUGCUGAGAUGUAUUCCAGCACUUCAUGGUUUUGCACAACUGCUGAGAUCAAGAUACUGAUAGCUUGCUCUUGCCUCCUUUUUCAACUUGGUAUUAAUUCCUUAGCAGGCGAUACUGCUGCUUGAAGCUGUAAUUGUGUGAAAUCAUAAGAACCAACCUAAUUUGGACAACAUUAGUGGUAAUCCCUGGCCCUUUUCUUUCCUAGAAAAAUAGGAUGUGCAUUGUGACCACUAUCCAGUCAAGGGGACAGAAACUGCAUCCUCCCUCCCUGGUUGUUGAGCUGUUCAACUAGUGUCUAUACUAUAUGUUAAAUCAUUAAAAAUUUGUCUGUGUUCCAAAAUA